AUGCGGUCACCUUCACCUGCGCACUCAAACGCGAGCGCCGCAAUUGAGCAGGCUGGCCGAGGUCGUCUGGGAUCCACAAGUGGCCAAUUCGCCCAAAGCCGCGCUUCUUUCGGGCCAAGCAGUCGAGCGAGCCCCUUCGCCUCUCCGGCAUACGCAAGAGGAGGUUCACUGGCUUCUGCUCGACCAUCGGCGAGCGUUGCUGGUGGUCCCUCGACAUCAUCAUUCCAGUACUCGUUUGGAUCCGAACGCCGUCUGGGAGGAGGUUUAUCUCAUUCUUCGGUCUAUAGCUCGCCGUUGGCGUUGGGAGCACGAGCUGCCAGUCCAGCUCGCUCCGCUUAUGGACUACAGUCGCAAAGCCCAUUUGCGCGCAAGCGCUCGGUGCUUAGCCAAGGACCAGCUAGUGUCGGUGGUAAACGAGCUAGCUCGCACUUUGGUGCGAGUGAAGCCGGAGCCUCAGAAUUUGGCAGGGGCUUGGCGGCGUUUCGCUCGGGCAGUGUUCUUGGCCCUACCUCGCAAUUUGGUGGCUCCAGGAUGUCCACAGCCUCGCGUUCUGCAAAGGAAAGACCAUGGAGCAGCUUGAAACUCGCUCCUACGUCUGGAGAACUACCAUCGGAUGGGGAAGUGCUCGCCCAGCAAUACGCUGCUUUACAAUUUGCUUCGGCCAACGAUGAUGCGGCGCGCGCCUCGGCUUCUCGAACAGGAAGCGUAGCACUUGGUACUAGAAGUAGAACUCCAGCGGAUGGUAUCUUCUCUCCUUCCAAAGCCACGCCACGACCCGAGAUCUCCAAACGAAGAGCAGGCACGGCCGAACUAGCUAUCGACGACGGCGCAAGCGCAGUGGUGAGUCAUGCUGCAAGCGUCCACCGACGUUUGCAGGCGUGCGAUCCGCGUUGUGUACUCACAUUUGCCAUGCACCGGUACGCAGAGUGGGAGUGCCAGGAAAAGAAGGUUGGUGCGCGAUGAGGAGCUUGGACUGGUGUGGAAAGAUGAGCUCGAUGCUUCACGUGAGUCAUGGCGACGCACUUUGUGCGCUGGAGCAGACAGGGUUGUCUGACGCGCAAGCGAGGGCGCCUGGUCGGCGUACGUGCUCUUUCUCACAGGACAACCUCGAACACCUCCCCAGAAUGAGGCCGAAAGAGUUCUGAACUUUCUCGAAUCUAUGCGGGUCCCUCAGCGUCAAUCGGGCAAGGGCAUAGCGGAACAGGAGUCGGUGAGCUGAACCUUCCCACCGCAAUCAAGCCAGUCCAAGGCAACGCUGACUCUACCGCCUCCUGCGCGUCGCAAAAGCCCAUUUCCAUGAGCACCGUGAAAGUUCCUCUGCCCAGCAGCCGCGAUGAGGAAAGGCGCACCUCGUCCCGUCUGAGGGGACAGUCUCCCUUCACGCGCUCCUCCCGGAACCACCACUACGAAGCGAAUAACGAAGGAUUGCGCUCGAAACUCAAGCGGCCUCCACGACAGGACAAGGAAUUGGGAAUGAGUAUUGGAGGAGCGAGAGACCGCAGUAAUGGGGGACUUGCGAUGCGAACGCGACAGGCCGCUUCUGCAAGCGCUGUAGAAGAUGACGGAGCAAGCGGUUCGGAGGACGAGACGGCCCGGAGACCUACCACCCGUUCGAAGAGGCAGGAGCGCGAACCAUCGUUCGAAGAUGAGGUUGAGGAGCCGCCUCGUCGGCGCAAUGCGAUAAGGACUCGCGCUCAAAAGCAACGGAUAGCACCUGAUGCGAUGGAUGAAGACGCAGAACCGUCGCCCAGACGACUCAGGUCCGGCCGUGCUCUUCCAGCACCUGCACCAGCGCCGCGGGCAAUACCAUCUCCCAAAAAGCCUGUUGUGGAGCUACUUCCAAGCGCGGCAGCAUCCAGGACUGGCAGCGUUGGCGAGGCGUCGAGUGCUCAGAGCAAGGACACCUUCAAAGUCUUGGCCGAUCAUCCAAACGGGAGCAGGCAGAAAUCUAGCCUUCGACAGCGUUCGGACAAGCAAGGCCCAACAACGCGAGAGCCUGCAGCCAGAACACGCGGGACCAACAGGGUCGCUUUUGUGGACAGCGAUGAUGAGGAGAGCAGCGCUGCGGAAGAGGCUGCAAGCCAAGAGCUCAAGAAGGUUGACUUGCCAAAGAUUGCUUUUCCGGCUGGCUUCAAGUUUACCCCAACGAGCUCCCCAAGUGGAACUCCUCCUCCCGCGUCUACGCCCUUUGCAGCUUUGCCCGCACCGGGGGAUGAUGCGAAGGAUGAGGCGGCUGCCGCCUCGAAAGUACCAACACCCAGCGUUUCAGCCAGCAACCUCGCACCCAAUAGAUCAGCAUCCGUCUUUGAGGCUGCGCCGCCUUUCUCUGCAGCUCCCGGCGGUGGCGCCAAGCAGCCCGGAGGCUCAACUCUUGGCUUGGGGGAAAAGGCAGGCGGCGUCUUCAGCUCCGCUGCUCAGCCUUCUGGCGACUCACUCCUCUCGCGCUUAGCGCCACCUUCCACAGAAAGAGAGAAUGAGUCAACGACGCCGAGGAAGCCACCUCCAAAGGUCGGCUUCACCCUCCCAGAAACGAAUCACACAGCGAGCAAAACUGAGGCGGAAGUCCGGGGGCCUCCGAAGCCUUUGUUCUCUUUCAAGCCAGCGCCUGCCUCGACUCCAGCAUCUGCAGGAUUCUUUUCCAAGCCAAGCGAUGCGAAUCCCAUAGAACACAGGCAAGAUGAGCGCAAUUCUGGACCGCCUCCCAACUUCUUUGGAGCUGCAGGCGUAUCUGCACCAGCCAAGUCGAAUCCCUCCACAACUAUGUCUCGGCCUGCGGGUAGCGUCGUACCCUUCUCAUUCGCGAAGCCUGCUCCCAAUGCGCAGGAGCAACCAGUCACUCCCACCAACACGUUCUCAUUUGGGCAGCUUCCAGCGCCAGCACCAAAAACUGGCAGCUUCUCCUUUGGCCCGGCGCCCUCACUCUCAAAGCUGGCCGGCGAGCCAGAGCGAACGAACAGCGACGGUGGUGCAAAUACAGCCCCUGUCGCAUCGCUGUCGACGGCUGGCGGCAAGCCGGGGGAAAGUGUGGGGCCAGGAACUCCGUCGCAGCCUUUUAGCGGCUUUGGAGGGCUAGCCAAGCCGACUUCCAGCAACAAGCGAGGAGCGGAGGAUGAAAACCACGAAGCUCAAUCAAGUGCCAAGAAAGGCCCCUCGCAGCCAGAUUUGAGUGGCGAGAGCUCAAAAGCUGUGUCUGCAGCGCCAUUAUCGUCAUUUGGUUCUGGCGGCGCAGCGAUGCCUUUCGGCACUGCGCCAUCGUCAGAGGCUGCUGCUAGUGCUGGGCCAACAAAUUUGUUCACCGGAUUCGGGCAGACGCCGGGCAAGAGUGUAGCCGCAGCGCCUGCUGGUACAUCUGCAUCGACUGCCAGCUUGACUUUCAGCUUUGGCGGCGCACCUUCUACACCUGCUCCAGGGGCUGCUCAAUCGGGAUUCUCUUUCGGCGCAACCGCCAGCGCGGCACCUUCCAGUACACCGUCUGCCUCCACCCCAUCUGCCAUCUCUGCCUCCGGCCCUCCAGGCCAGCCAGCUCAGGCCACCGGUCUGUUUGGAAAUGCCGCGCCGAAUUCCAAGCCUUCGCAGGCCCCCUUCAAAUUCGGUGCGCCAAAUACUGCACAGAAUGGCGCGGUCGCGUCCAGUGCAGCGCCAUCCCAGCCAGUGGCUGCCGCUUCAUCAAAUGGAGGGUUCGGGGCACCGGCCAUCAAUACGUCCACCGGGCAAUCCUUUGGCCCUGCUUCUCCUGCGUCGCCUGGCGGCUUUGCAUUUGGUUCGACUCCUUCAAACCCGCCCAUGACGAGCUUGUUCGGCUCCAAUGUCAACUCUGGCGGUUUCAACGCCCCAGCUGCGUCUGCUCCCGCCGGCAAUGCACCUGCUCCCUUCAAAUUUGGGACGCCAGCCAAUGCGAGUACCGGCACUGGCAAUGGCGCUUUUGGCGGCUUCGGUGCUGGCGCAAACGCUCAAGCUACACCGACCGCAUCGAGCGGUGGAUUUGGAGCGUUUGGAAGCGGUAGUACGAACAGCAUAGGUUUUGGGGUCAAUGCGCAGCCCUCGGCAAGUGACAGCAGACAAGAAUCGCCUUUCACGUUCGGCCAACCAAGUAAUGCUCCUGGUGGAGGCAAUUCUAGGCAAGGCUCACCUUUCACGUUCGGUGUGCCGCAACAAGGCAACGCGCAACAGCCGAGUCUAGGAGCUUUCGGCUCUGGGGCAAGCAACAAUGCCGGUGGCGGAUUCACAUUCUCCGUGCCCAGCCCUGCCGGAAGCCGAGGAGCCUCGCCAGCUGCAGCGCCAGCCAAUCCAUUUGGUCAGGGUCAGGCAGGCUUUGGAGAUGGUGCUGCGUCUGGAGGUAGCCCUGCGCCCUUCGUAUUUGGUUCUAGCGCCACGAACAACACAUCACAGCCUGCACAGCCGGCCUCCCCAUUCCAAUUCGGUGCUUCACCGGCCGGCGCCGCCGGCAACAGUGGGGUCCUCACCACGCCGACCACUCCUACAGGCGGAGGCAUGUUCAACCUUGGCGCAGCUCCCACCACGCGUCAGACGAAGGCAAUGCCGAAGACGAGAAGGAGACAAGCAUGA
Ceraceosorus bombacis is the source of this 4566-nucleotide messenger RNA. The record is from the annotation of a GenBank genome assembly. NCBI's taxonomy places the organism in Eukaryota, Fungi, Basidiomycota, Exobasidiomycetes, Ceraceosorales, Ceraceosoraceae.